This is a messenger RNA of Penicillium angulare, 390 nucleotides long. RefSeq lists its product as uncharacterized. The transcript has a single exon. NCBI's taxonomy places the organism in Eukaryota, Fungi, Ascomycota, Eurotiomycetes, Eurotiales, Aspergillaceae. Bases 1 to 390 code for a protein of 129 amino acids. The record is from RefSeq and is a predicted model, not a curated record.
AUGUCAAGCCCUCGAGGUCAACGCAUCCAAGCCCACUGUGUGAUUAUAUGGGGAAAUGGGGCCUAUGACCUGGACCUUGAGACCGACGAUUGGCAGACGUUCUGGGCAAUCGUCAAAAAGGACUUUGGGACUUAUUUUGGUCCACCUUUAACAAUAACUGGGAUUUGCCGCUCGGAGAACCAUGCGUGGAGGGAGUUGGAUAGGAUGUUAGCUGCAUGGGCUAGAGUGAUACGGAGCGGGGAGCUGAUGACUGAGGACGAAAGGAUUGAAAUAUUCGGCGGUCCAAAUUGGCGAACCAACUCAACGCUGAAGACUAUAUUUGCUGAAAUGGAUAAAUUGGAAUCUAAGUAUCUUUGCGCACAGACAACUGGUACAAGCAAGGAAGAUUAG